Messenger RNA from Bradysia coprophila, 676 nucleotides. It is a transcript of the gene Taf11, whose product is annotated as TATA-box binding protein associated factor 11. NCBI's taxonomy places the organism in Eukaryota, Metazoa, Arthropoda, Insecta, Diptera, Sciaridae. Gene Ontology annotation, cellular component: transcription factor TFIID complex; nucleus. Gene Ontology annotation, biological process: RNA polymerase II preinitiation complex assembly; transcription initiation at RNA polymerase II promoter. Gene Ontology annotation, molecular function: protein heterodimerization activity; RNA polymerase II general transcription initiation factor activity. The record is from RefSeq and is a predicted model, not a curated record.
UAAAGAAGAGCAUUCAGUUUGAUAGGUUUGUGAUUUUUGUUUACCAUUCAGUCGCCCGAAAUCAUGGAAAAUAUAUUGGACAGCAGUUUCGACGACUCGGAUCUGGAUUCGCGAAAUUUCACAAAACCAAAUGAAAAGUCCGAAGCUGAAGACAAUAAUGAUGACGACGAUAUGCUCGAUAGCCAGGAGGACAAAGAUGAGGAUAAAGAAAUGAAAAUGGACUUUCGCCGUUCGCUCAGUUCGCAAGACAAUUGUGACAAUGACAACCAUCGCAGAAAAGAUUAUCGCAGCAAAAAGGAAAUCGAAGAGGAAGAACGGGAAAAGAUGCAGGUAUUGGUGUCAAAUUUUACGGAAGAGCAACUCGACCGCUACGAAAUGUUUCGAAGAUCCGCCUUUCCAAAAGCUGCUGUAAAGCGUCUAAUGCAGACCAUAACUGGUUGCUCCGUGUCACAGAAUGUCGUCAUUGCCAUGUCUGGUAUAGCGAAAGUAUUUGCCGGUGAGGUGGUCGAGGAAGCAUUGGACGUAAUGGAACGAGCUGGUGAUAGCGGUGCAUUGCAACCGAAGUAUUUACGUGAGGCUGUCCGAAUUUUGCGUGCUCGUGGUAAUAUUCCGGGCCGGGCACACAAACAAUUCUUUCGAUUAAAUUAAUGAACUCAUUAGACGUGUAUACGAAAAA